Melitaea cinxia (Glanville fritillary) is the source of this 2493-nucleotide messenger RNA. RefSeq lists its product as uncharacterized. Gene Ontology annotation, molecular function: catalytic activity. Bases 1 to 2493 code for a protein of 830 amino acids. Lineage: Eukaryota; Metazoa; Arthropoda; Insecta; Lepidoptera; Nymphalidae. The record is from RefSeq and is a predicted model, not a curated record. The transcript has 2 exons.
AUGAGGUCGAUUGAAUGUGUGAGAGGUUUGUGCAAAUCAGCUGAUAUAAUAGCCUUGCAGGAAACAUGGUUGCUACCACAGGAUAUCCCAUUUUUGGGCAGCAUUGAUCCGGACUUUCAGUACACAGGAAAAUCUGCGGUUGACACGGGCGCUGGUAUCUUGCGCGGGCGGCCUUACGGGGGUGUUGCUUUAAUGUGGCGAAAAAGUAAGUUUAGCUCAGUGUCGGAGGUGCGGUGUAAAAGUGAUCGGUUAACGGCUAUUAGAAUAGAACUGGCGGAUCGCCCGCUAUUAGUGUUCAGUGCCUAUAUGCCGACAGAUACGGCCGAUUAUCAUAAUAUUAUAGAAUAUACGGAAUGCCUUAGUGAGGUUGCGGCAAUUGGUCAGGAAUGUGACAUUGACUUAGUGUUUGUGCUGGGUGACUUUAAUUCACACCCAGGAGCUCGGUUUGGAGAAGAGCUAAAGAAUUUUUGUACAGAACAGAAUUGGAAGUGCGCGGACAUUGAGAUUUUAGGACUGAACUCGAAUUCACACACGUAUGUAAGUGACAUUUCCUAUACUAAACGUUGGUUGGACCACUGUGUAGUGUCGGAGGCGGGAUGGAAAGCAGUUGUAGAUGCUAAGAUACACUAUGAUGUUUACUGUCGAAGCUGUAGUAAAAAUAAGAAUAAGAGAAAAAAACAUGUUGUAGGAUGGAACAAGCACGUUAGGUUAGCACAUCGGGACGCGCGAUGUGGGUUUCAGGACUGGGUUCUAUAUGGUAGGCCUAAAACGGGAGAUAUAUAUAACAACAUGGUCUAUACUAGAAAAGUUUUUAAGGAAAGAUUGAAAUGGUGCCUAGAUAAUAAAGAACAGAUACAAAUGGACAUGAUAGCUUCACAUCAUUAUAAUAAAGACUUUGGGAAAUUCUGGAAACAAACGAGUAAACUGAAUCCCAGGUCGCGAGUUCCGGUUAGUGUGAACGGUGUUAGCGAGCCCUCUGAAAUUGCAGAGCUCUUUAAAAACCAGUUUAAAGUAGAAUCUGUACUUGUUCCAUCGGAGGAAUAUUCAUUGAAUCUGGGAGAUGAUUCCAAGUUAGUUGAACAGGUGGUAUUUUCUGAGGUAGAGGUAAAAGCAGCUAUAAAGAGCAUAAAGCGCGGGAAAUCACCUGGACAUGACUCCCUAAGCAUUGAACAUGUACAGUAUGCGGGUGAGCAUAUGUCUAAGGUACUGGCGUUGUUUUAUACUGCUUGCGUGUGUCACUCAUACCUACCUGAGGAAAUGAUGAGGACCCUGGUGGUACCUAUUGUGAAAAACCGUACAGGGGAUGUCUUUGAUAGACGUAACUAUAGACCCAUAUCAUUGGCCACCAUCAUUGCAAAAGUACUGGACAGUGUGCUCAGUAGCCGAUUGGAUACGCAUCUAAAUCUGCAUGACGCACAGUUCGGAUUUAGACCCGGACUGUCCACUGAAAGUGCAGUGCUGUGUCUUAAGCAUACUGUCCAAUACUAUACGAACAGGAACACACCAGUUUAUGCGUGUUUCCUGGACCUUUCAAAGGCCUUUGAUUUGGUGUCUUACAAUAAGCUGUGGCAUAAAUUAAAGACAGAGACCACACUACCUGAAGGCCUUAUACGUCUAUUGAAGUACUGGUACGGUAACCAGAAUAACAUUAUUAGUUGGGCGGGCUCGCUGUCGGAGCCAUACAGGCUGGAAUGUGGGGUAAGGCAGGGAGGAGUGACCUCGCCGAAGCUUUUUAGCUUGUAUGUGAACCGUCUGAUUGAGGAGCUGAGCAGCACCAAAGUCGGAUGCUCUAUUGAUGGUACAUUUGUUAACAAUAUAAGUUACGCUGACGACAUGGUGCUGCUGAGCCCUUCAAUCAAAGCCCUUAGAAAAUUAUUAGGGAUCUGUGAGAGGUAUGCAGUGGCUCAUGGCCUUAGGUAUAAUCCCGAAAAGAGCGAAAUGCUUAUAUUUAAAGCAGGUAAUAAAUGUUAUCCCACAGUACCGUCGGUAACAAUAAGUGGCACCUCGCUUAAAAUAGUAACAAAGUUCAAGUACUUGGGGCAUUGGGUAAAUGCUGACCAGAGCGAUGAUAUGGACAUGGAACGGGAACGUAGGGCGCUGGCGGUCAGAAGUAACAUGCUUAUCCGCAGGUUUGCAAAGUGCACAAAUGAAGUUAAAAUAACUCUAUUCAGAGCAUACUGUCAAUCUUUUUACACUUGCAGCCUGUGGAUUAAAUAUACUAAGAAGGCCUACAGCGUCCUGCGUGUCCAGUAUAAUAAUGCGUUUAGGGCGCUGUUGGGGCUCCCGCGACACUGCAGUGCCUCGGGGAUGUUCGCAGAGGAGCAUACAGAUGGCUUUUAUGCAAUUAUGCGUAAGCGUGUGGCAUCUCUGUGGAGGCGGAUACGCGCGAGCACCAACAGCAUCCUGCGUACAGUUGCGGACCGGUUUGACGGAUCCAUAAUAAAACAUUGGAUCACCAUGCAUGUUAUGCCGUCGGACCGAGCCGCUAAAUAA